AUGGAGUUACUUGAAUACUAUUAUGAAAAAUUGUAUGAACAAGACUCUUUUGAGCAAGUUAAGAUUAUUCAACAACUAUGUUAUGACUUAAUUACUGAUUAUCAAUUGAAGUUGAACCAAGAGAAUUGUGGUGACUCACAAAUGUUGGAAUCUAGUCGGAUGGCUAAUGAUGGUUUAGAUGAUUAUGAUGCAUAUUUAAAUGGCAUCAAAUAUCCAACACUCCAAGUAAUUGCAAAAGAUAUUUUAGCAAUUCCUAUUUCUACAGUAGCUUCAGAAUCUGCAUUCAGCACUAGCAGUCAUAUUUUAAGCCCACAUCGUAGUCGACUUCAUUGGACAACUUUAGAGGUUUUGAUGUGUGCUAGAAGCUGGUUAUGGAGUACUGAAAAUAGUGGUGGUAUGAGUUCUAAGUUAAGCAAUGAUUACACAACUUGA
This is a messenger RNA of Vicia faba (fava bean), 432 nucleotides long. The record is from the annotation of a GenBank genome assembly. NCBI's taxonomy places the organism in Eukaryota, Viridiplantae, Streptophyta, Magnoliopsida, Fabales, Fabaceae.